AUGAGCUAUAGAAAUGCAAAAAAGCAUGUAAAAAUAAGCACAGCUAACUCAAAUAAAAGGAGCCACAAGAGAAAAGAAGUGGCUGCUUCAACAGAUAACUCUAAUGAUCCUUUAGAUAAUAUUAUUAUUCCACAAAGUAAAAAUGCAGACAUCAAAAAAGGUCAUAAGUGUUUGUCUUUAAAUAACUAUAAUAACAAUACACAAAGUAAAAGUAAAAGAGGACGCAAGAAGACACACAAAACAGCUGUAUCUCAAUCAUCACAAAUUAUUAGUGAACUUUUAAAUGACAAUGAUACUGCUCUUAAUAAUAUUUCUAAUGAUGAUGAUAUUCUUGAUGAUUAUAAUACUUCCAACAAUGUUGAUACUCUUGAUGAUAUUUUUAACAAUGAUGAUGCUUUUAACGAAGUUGAUGAACUUGCAGAUCAAGAUUUACCUUCGAGGCCAAUGUCAACAGGAUCCAAUAAUCAAAAUAUAUUAACGUUUAAAUCAAGGACUAGCAAUCAAAUUCAAAAGGAAAUUAUUUCUUCGAAUAGAACAGUGCCUUCAAGACUAGUAACGUUAAGAGAAAAUAGUCCAAUUUAUAAUAACUUAACAUCAGAGCUAGAACCAAGAAAUGAAUUUAAUUUUUCAAAUAAAAUUUCGAGGACAAAACCAAUAACAGUUUCAAAUUCAAGAAACAAUGACCAAUUUAACUAUAAUUCAAGAAAGAUACUAUUAGGGUCAGGCAAUAAUACAAUGAAUAUUCAGAUGAAUAAUACUUGUAAUAUGAUGAAUACUUUGAUCUUUCAUUCUGAAACAAUUAAUGAAGUUGUUCCUUUAUCUUUUGAUAAAAUGUUGAUUUACCAGCUCUCACCUGUUGUCGAGGGAUCACAGUUUAUGCCUUUUACUUUUCCCAGAUCAUCAACUACUAUAUUGCAAAACCAAGGGGAUAAAAUAAAGGCUAAUCGUGAUUUUUUAGAAGAACUCAAAUAUCUCUUUCUUCAUGUUCGAAAUUCUAGAAAAGGCAUAUUUGAGGAGUUGGUACUAAAAAUUUUUAGUUGUGAGCUCAAUUCCACUGAAGGUGUUGAAUAUCUUCAUAUAGCAAAUAGACAUUUUGAUAACUUUAUAAACAGCUUAGUCAAUAACAUUAUAGAUCUGAUUAGUGAUUUUAAGGAAACAAGGUCUAUGACAGGCCCUUUACAAAAAGAAGAAAUUUUAGCUUUCAUAGAUGAAUCUGCAACCUCUCACAUGCUGAAUCGGUGGUUAAAUGCCACCAAUGUCAAUGAACUAAAGAUACAAAAUUCUAUGCGUUAUUUAUGUAGAUUUAUCCAGCAAGAAUUC
This is a messenger RNA of Dentiscutata erythropus, 1320 nucleotides long. Lineage: Eukaryota; Fungi; Glomeromycota; Glomeromycetes; Diversisporales; Gigasporaceae. The record is from the annotation of a GenBank genome assembly.